AGGGGGUCACUGAAGUUGACGGAACCGCCAUCUUGGAAACUGCUCUCUGAUGUUCUGCCUUUUCGCGCCUGUCACAAACUGUUUUAAACCUUUUUUUUUUCUUCCCAGAGGAGGUCGGUGCUGUUUUGCUCUUGGGUACUCUUUAGGUUUGAUGCUGAUGGCUGGAUAAGCUUCGUGCGACAGUUUCCUUCCCUGCAUGACAUCGGAAUGUGGUGUUGACCCGCUGUAUGUGUACCUUCUGCCUGUCUGUUCAGCCUGGAAUGGGCCACAACUCCGAAAGAAUAGAACACACCUGUUUUUAAUCUGGACUCCAACACAAACAGAGCUCCACCAUGUUUUGGAAAUUUGACCUCCAUACCACAUCCCACAUUGACACACUGUUGGAGAAGGAGGAUGUGAUGCUGACUGAGGUGAUGGAUGAGGAUGAUGUCCUGCAGGAAUGCAAGGCCCAAAACCACAAACUGGUUGACUUCCUACUCAGACCACAGUGCAUGGAGGACUUGGUCACCUAUAUUACGCAGGAACCCAGCACGGAUGUUGAAGAAAAAGUAAAAUACAAGUAUCCUAACAUAUCAUGUGAGCUGCUCACAUCAGAUGUGAGUCAGAUCAAUGACCGACUGGGAGAAGAUGAGAAACUGCUGAUGAAACUGUAUGGUUUUCUCCAGAAUGAGCCACCUCUCAACCCACUUUUGGCCAGCUUCUUCUCCAAGGUCCUAUCCAUUCUCAUAGGACGUAAGCCUGAACAGAUAGUGGAAUUUCUGCGAAAGCGGGAAGAUUUUGUAGACUUGAUGAUCAAACAUAUUGGUACAUCUGCCAUUAUGGACCUGCUGCUGAGAAUGCUCACCUGUAUCGAACCACAACAGUUGAGACAGGAUGUUCUGAAUUGGUUGAAUGAGGAGAAGGUGAUCCAGAGACUGGUUGACAUGGUACAAUCCUCUCAAGAUGAGGAUAAACACUCUAAUGCUUCACAGUCUCUGUGUGAGAUAAUCAGACUGAGCAGAGACCAGAUGUUCCAGGUGCAAGGCUGCUCAGAGCCUGACCCUCUACUUGCCACACUUGAAAAGCAGGAGACAGUGGAGCAGCUUCUGUGCAACAUCUUCGACAAGGAGAAGAAUGAAUCUGCUAUUGUCAGCGUUAUCCAGAUCCUCCUCACUUUGUUUGAGACCAGGAGACCAGCGUUUGAAGGUCACAUGGAGUGCCCCCCUGGCAUAUCUCAUCCUUCAUUUUCUGUGAACCACAGCAUCCUGGAAGCUGUUAGGCCUCGACUGAAAAACUUUCACCAGCUGCUACUGGAACCCCCAAAGAAGAAUGUGAUGAAGACAACAUGGGGUGUUCUGGACCCUCCAGUGGGCAACACUAGGCUCAGUGUAGUAAAACUGGUGGCCAGCUUGUUGCAAAGCAACACACACAGCAUCAACACAGAACUCAUUAACCUCAACACACUGGAUGUCAUACUUGAUAUGUAUUUCAAAUACAUCUGGAACAACUUCCUCCACAUUCAGGUGGAGAUUUGUACAGCCAUGAUUCUGGCUAUGCCACCUGCCCCCUCUGAAAUCCAGCUCGACACUGAGCAGGAAUGUGCCAGGGAAAGCAUCCUCAUCAAACACCUGUUUCAAAAGUGCCGCUUCAUUCAGAGAGUUGUUGAUGCCUGGACCUCCAAUGAGAAAGAACAGGCAGAAGGUGGACGGCGGCGUGGCUACAUGGGCCACCUUACCAGAAUAGCUAACUCUAUAGUUCAUAACUGUGAGAAAGGCCCAAAUGGACCACAAAUACAACAACUCAUCUCUGAGCUCCCAGUGGAGGACAGAGAGAAAUGGGAGGCCUUUAUUUCUGGCCAGUUGGCCGACACAAACAAGAGAAACACUGUUGACCUGGUGAACACACACCACAUCCACUCAUCCAGUGAUGAUGAGGUAGACUUUAAAGACAGCGGCUUUCACCAGGACUCCUCUUUACAACAAGCCUUUUCUGAUUAUCAGAUGCAACAAAUGACGUCCAAUUUUAUUGAGCAGUUUGGCUUCAAUGACGAAGAGUUUGCUGAUCAGGACGAUGUUGUGGAUAUUCCUUUUGAUAGAAUAUCAGACAUCAAUUUUUCACUGAAUACUAAUGAAAGUGCAAAUAUAGCUUUGUUUGAGGCACGUUGUAAGGAGAAAAUCCAGCAGUUUGAAGAUGCUGGUUCUGAUGAGGAGGAUAUCUGGGAUGAGAAGGAUGUCACGUUUGCACCAGAGGCACAAAGGCGCCCCAGGAGUUCAGGCAGCACAGACAGUGAGGAGAGCACAGACUCUGAGGAUGAUGAUGUGAAAAGGGAUCCAUUUGAAGCUUCCAACCCCAGCACUGAUGACAGAAUGGAAGUCGACACAGGGCCAGUAUGGACAGCAAACUUUGAUGACAUCCCAAUGGACACAGGUACAUCCACAGCUCCAGCAUCCAGCUCCAAUAAUUCUACUGCCACAGCCCCCUUGUCCUCGCCCACCACAGAAGUUCUCCCUGAGACAGCAUGGAGCUCCUCUGCUACUGCCGCCUCCAACUCAGACACCGGCUGGGCUGAUUUCUCCAACUUUACCCCUGUCAGCCCCAAAGACCCUUUGAGAUCUAACUCUCCUGUUGCCAUGGAAACAAGCAUAGAAACAGUGGAUCCACUGGGUGUAAAUGCGCCCAUGCAACCAGACGAUUGUGACGGUUGGUUGACUGCCAGUGCAACUCCUCCGUUCUCCUCUAAAAACUGUGGGAGUAUUAAAGUGAUGGCAGAAUCGGCGUGUUGUGAGCAGCGAAGUAUCACAGAGACUGUUAUAAAUGGCUCCAUGAAAGAAACCGUCAGCCUCACUGUAGACGCCAAGACCGAGACUGCCAUCUUCAAGAGAGUGUUGAAAUCUUAUCGUGAUGAAGAGACGAGUGGUUCUUCAGAGAAAUACUCUGUAGUGGAGAGUUUGGAUUCUGAGAGAACGAGCCUCAACAGCUCAGCCUGCUGUCCAAAAACGGGUCUGAACAGUGAGAAAUGUCGGUCGUCUCUAGGUCUCUCAAAUGGUCCUCUAGAAGAAAUGUCCACCAUAGAAGAGGCCAAACUGGAUCAGAUCGCCGUGUCCACAGAAGCAGCUGUAAACGGGCCAGUGUGAGGGUCCACCAGUGCCAACCAAUGGCCAGCCUGUUCUGCCCCGCAGGGCCUGCCUCCUGGCCAAUCAGCAGAGGCCACUGCUCGGAGCUGCACCAGGACCAGCAAUACUCCCACCGGCUCAUCACUGAUAGACAGGUGUACAGACAGAAGAUGAACUGAAAAGGCAAACGGACAGACGUACUGAAAAUGAAUACAGAAUAAUUUUUUGCAUUUGUUUAUAUUCUAUUGUUCUUAUGAGGUGAUGUGUGACUCAAAAUGAAAUAGUAAUGUUGCUAUAGUUAAAAGAAAUGAUUGUAUGAAUAAAAUAUUUUAUAAAAUGAAAGAGGUAUACAGAAAUGUAAGCUGAAUGACUGAAUGAACGCACAGGUGGAGGAGUGAAGCAGAUGGGGGUGACCCAAUAAGCCACUAAACAUGUUGAUUUAAUUUGCGUGACAUCAACAAAUGGUUGAACCAAUGUUGCUCAUCCAGCACAGGUCUGUCUGAGCCAAGCACCACCUACAAAUGAAACAUUUUGAAAAAGCUUUUUUAUUUUGACAAAUUUGUUGUUUGUAAAUGUUUCUCUUUUUUCCUGUUCUGCAUUAAUUGAUGAGCCUUUUUUUUUUUUUUUUUUUUUGGUAUGCUUUUUAAAGUUUAUUGUGGAAGUGAGACGGUUGUUUUAUUACUAAAGAGUUAUAACACUUUCUCUCCU
Messenger RNA from Thalassophryne amazonica, 3800 nucleotides. It is a transcript of the gene ppp6r3, whose product is annotated as protein phosphatase 6, regulatory subunit 3. The transcript has 26 exons. Gene Ontology annotation, cellular component: nucleus; cytosol. Gene Ontology annotation, molecular function: protein phosphatase binding; protein phosphatase regulator activity. The coding region runs from base 333 to 3113 and encodes 926 amino acids. NCBI's taxonomy places the organism in Eukaryota, Metazoa, Chordata, Actinopteri, Batrachoidiformes, Batrachoididae. The record is from RefSeq and is a predicted model, not a curated record.